UCUUUCUGGUGUCCUGGUAACAAGCUACAAUUGGACUUCUAUGUCUUAUUCAAACCCAAGAGAUCCCGAACCGCGCGCAUGGCCAACGAGACGAACGUUGCGAAGGCAUGCCAAGAAGGCCAUGCGCCUCCCUUCCUGCUAUGUCACAGUGGUCCAUACCAUGCUCGACCACGCGCGGAGGCAAUGCUUUCGCUUGCGCAGUCGAGCGGCGUACGUGACGAGAGGUGUGUUUUGUCUCUUCACAGAUGGUUCUAAUCCGGACACUAUUCGACUGUAUGCUACGUUGAACCACUGUCCACACAGCGUACAUAUAUCUUGGACGGCUGAGCGAUAUCGACACUGCGAUCCGCUGCUGCUCUGACCACUGGUUGUACCGUCAUGGCAGAACCCGCACCGAAGCUAAUCGCACUUAUGGGCUGCACAGGAAGUGGAAAGUCCUCGUUCAUUAACCGCGCUGCUGGUUCGAAUUUGGUAGUUGGCCACGGACUCCGAUCAUGCACAAGCGAAAUACAAAUGGCGACAAUGCAACUCGCAGGCGACCGCAUCACGUUGAUCGACACGCCAGGAUUUGACGAUACCGAGAUACCACAAGCCGACAUACUGAAGUUGAUUGCUACUUUCCUACGGGAGACGUUUUCUAGCGGCACACGGCUCACUGGGAUUCUGUACCUGCAUCGAAUCUCGGACAAUCGGAUAUCCGGUAUCAGCUCGCAGAAUUACCAGUUGUUUCGCAAGCUCUGCGGGGAUGACGCUAUGAAGAACGUUGUCAUCGUCACUACAAUGUGGGAAGACGUGCGGGAGCGACAAACCGCCGAGGACAGGCUUCGGCAGUAUCGCGUCGACCAUUUUAAGGACGCCUGCGAUCAUGGAGCUCGCAUCGUGCCCCACAACAACACAUACAAGUCUGCGGUCGAUAUUCUCUCGACGCUGUUGGGGAAACCUGCCGUCGAUCUGUCGAUCCAGCGCGAGUUGGUCAAGGAGCACAAGGAAUUUCCAGACACUGGUGCGGGACGUGAGCUAGCUUCACAGUUGGAAGCAGUGUGUCAGCAACAGCGAGGCAGAGUGAACGUUCUCACCGGAGACCUGACUGAUGAAUUGUCAAGACUUGAAGGGGACCGUGACCAGACUGGGGGCUUAGCUGAGGUGGGGGAGGCUAGGAGGCGUCGGGAAGAGGAGCUGCAGCAACUGAGGAACGAUCUCAAAAACCUCAGCGAGAAGCUACAGAAGACUGAAACCGAGAGAGACAAGCUACAAACGGUCCUGGGAGAUUGCUUCAUUACGCGUCUCCAGGAGAUCCUGUCGCAGCUGGGUCGCAAUUUGCAUUCACCUACCUUGCCGUCUCAGGACUUAUCCCGCUCAGGCGUUUCAUACAUGCCAACCCCUCAGACACACCGACGCAUUCGCGUUCGCGGAGUACAUCUGCUCCCGACGCUCCGCAAUCAGACCCUAAAAGCGCACCUAGUGAGAGGCCUCUGCGUACACCCACUGCUCCGCCCGAGCCACCCCUUCCCGAACCAACCCCUCCUCCCGAACCAACCCCUCCUCCCGAACCAACCCUCCUCCCGAACCAACCCCUCCUCCCGAACCAACCCCUCCUCCCGAGCCAGCCCCUCCUCCCGAGCCAGCCCCUCCUCCCGAGCCAGCCCCUCCUCCCGAGCCAACCUCUCCUCCCGAGCCAACCCUUCCUCUACCCCAGCCAACUCUCCUCGACCUCGAUGUCCCCUCUGACGGUGCCCACUCACGCGCGUCCGUACCCCAGGAAGUGCA
Molecule: messenger RNA, 1767 nt
Organism: Fomitopsis serialis
Lineage: Eukaryota; Fungi; Basidiomycota; Agaricomycetes; Polyporales; Fomitopsidaceae
Product: P-loop containing nucleoside triphosphate hydrolase protein
Exons: 5
Coding region: 379-1728 (449 amino acids)
Molecular function (GO): GTP binding
Source: RefSeq, a predicted model, not a curated record